Molecule: messenger RNA, 658 nt
Organism: Poecilia latipinna (sailfin molly)
Lineage: Eukaryota; Metazoa; Chordata; Actinopteri; Cyprinodontiformes; Poeciliidae
Product: pro-neuregulin-3, membrane-bound isoform-like
Exons: 9
Coding region: 111-638 (175 amino acids)
Biological process (GO): intracellular signal transduction; nervous system development; animal organ development
Molecular function (GO): chemorepellent activity
Source: RefSeq, a predicted model, not a curated record
ACAAGCAAUGCAAGUGUCGUGAAGGCUACCAAGGAAUCCGGUGUGACCAGUUCCUGCCCAAGACGGACUCCAUCCUGUCAGACCCCAUUGACCACUUGGGCAUUGAAUUCAUGGAGAGCAAAGCUGUGUACAAGAGACAGGUGCUGUCAAUCACGUCCAUCGCCAUGGCAAUCAGUCUUCUGGGAACAAUGUGCAUGGCACUCUACUGCCGCAACAAGAGGCGCAGGGAGAAGCUCCAGGCCCACCUGAAGGAAAGUCGCAGUUUGAAAAGCUACACGACCAAUCCCAUCAAUCUUCUAGAAGCCAAGAUGAGGGUCCCAAACACCAACCUGCAAAUGCAUGAGUACUGCAAGCGUCCCCCCACGUCUCACCAGGGAAGUGUGUGUGAGUCCAGCUUUGUCUCCGCCCCGCCGCCCAGCGGCUCCAGAGGCGCAGCCAGACAUCACCGAAGCGGCUCCUUGUCCCACAGCCCUGAGCAGAGAACCCGCUCAGCUCACUGGUCAACUCCUCGCAGAACGCCUCCUAUAGCCAGAGGACGGCUAAACCCAAUCGGCGGAUCCAAGUUCUCAGGUCCUGCCUACGAACACCUUCAGGAAGUAGAGCCGUCUGAAAAGGAAACAGAAGCACAAAAAAGGUGAGAUCUGUCACCUUUGUCAUC